AUUUCCCUCUUAUUUCAAUUCAAAUUCAUCAAAUACCCAACGGCUACCUCAGAACCCUAACACCCUUCAUCUCCUUUUUCUUCAUCAUCGCCAUUUCUGUAGAGAAAAAAAAAGUAAUGAAGCACUAUAUGCAACAACGAAACACGAUCUUAAGGGAGAAUCACGAGGCUACUGGAGCUACAAUGCCGCCGUCCUCAUCUCCAAACCCUACCUCUUUGAAGCAAAAACCAUCGAAUUCGCCUAGUAAUCCUAGCAGUAAUAGUACAAGGAAGCAUAAAUCAUCUAAAGAGAAUGCUCCUCCGCCGUAUCAUCCGUUAGAUCUGAGCUCAUCGCCGGCAGUUGGUUUGAAGAUUAAGAGUCCUCUGCCUCCUCGACCGCCUAACUCGAAUAAUUUGAAACGGAAGCUCAAUUUGGAGUCUGUUGGUACUGAGAAUGCAGUUGCUGGAUCUUCUGAUUCAGGAGUCAAGGUCAUAGUGAGAAUGAGGCCGCCAACCAAGGAUGAGGAAGAGGGAGAAGUUGUUGUCCAGAAGAUCUCUAAUGAUUCUUUGUCAAUAGCUGGGCAUACUUUUACAUUUGACUCUAUUGCAGAUACACAAUCAACACAGGUUGAUAUAUUCCAGCACGUGGGAGCUCCUGUUGUUGAGAAUUGUCUUGCUGGGUUUAACAGUUCAGUAUUUGCUUAUGGGCAGACUGGUAGUGGGAAGACCUAUACAAUUUGGGGACCAGCCAACGCCUUGUUGGGAGAAAACUUGACCAUUGAUCAACAGGGCUUAGCCCCACGUGUUUUUCAGAGGCUUUUUGAACGUAUUGAGGAGGAACAAAUCAAGCAUGCUGACAAACAGCUCAUGUAUCAGUGUCAAUGUUCUUUUCUUGAGAUAUACAAUGAACAAAUAACUGAUCUGUUGGAUCCUAGUCAAAAAAAUCUCCAGAUCAGGGAAGAUGUCAGAACAGGUGUUUAUGUGGAAAAUUUGACUGAGGAAUGUGUGUCCUCCAUGAAGGAUGUAACAAAGCUUCUGAUGAAGGGAGUGUCAAACAGGAGAACUGGUGCUACGAGUGUGAAUGCUGAGAGUUCACGUUCUCACAGUGUAUUCACCUGUUCUGUUGAAUCACGGUGCAAGAGCAUGGCAGAUGGUAUAAGCCACCUAAAGAGGAGUAGAAUAAAUCUUGUUGAUCUUGCUGGAUCAGAAAGGCAAAAGCUAACUGGUGCAGCUGGUGAACGCUUGAAGGAAGCAGGGAAUAUCAAUAAAUCACUUUCACAGUUGGGGAACUUAAUAAACAUUCUUGCAGAAGUUUCUCAAACGGGCAAGCAUAGGCACAUCCCCUAUAGAGAUUCCAAGUUGACAUUUUUGUUACAGGAAUCUCUCGGUGGGAAUGCAAAACUUGCAAUGAUCUGCGCUGUUUCUCCAUCCCAAAGUUGUAAGAGCGAGACUUUGAGUACCCUGAGAUUUGCUCAGCGUGCAAAGGCAAUCAAGAAUAAGGCGGUAAUCAAUGAAGAAAUGCAAGAUGAUGUUAAUGUUUUGAGAGAAGUUAUACGUCAGCUAAGGGCGGAAUUGUUAAGAAUGAAGGCAAAUGGUUGUCAAGCAGAUCAGGCAGGGUGGAGCGUUCGUAGAAGCUUAAAUCUAUUAAAGUUUAGCCUUAACCAUCCAAUGAAUCUACCUGUUGAUGAUGACGGUGAUACAGAAAUGGAAGUCGUUGAGGAAGCCGAACUAUUAGGUCUCUUAUCUGAAGGCAGUAAAGAGAAUAGUAUGCUUGGGAUCCUGCGGAGGACCUUUUCAAAAGGUUCUUCACUACUUGAUUCUACAGUACAGCAUGGGGAAAAAGAGUAUGGCUGCAACAGGGAGAAAGCAUCCGAGGAUACAGAUGUUACCAUGGAGGAAGAGGUAUCUGAAGCAGUUGUCGAGCAUGAAAGCGGUACUGUUGAUGGUGCUGGACUGCAGGACUUCAAAAAUCUAGGUAAGGAUUCUUCUAUGGAGCCAACUGAAGAUGAGUAUGUCCUGUCUUCUGCCAACGAAAUGCUGAAUCAAGGACAACAGGAAGUGGUAGAGGACUCACCUUCAGAAAAACAUUCUGAACGGACUCCAGAGAACUCUUCUAAGAGCUUGGAGGGAAAUACAGCCUUCACUAAUCUCAGUAUAGUUCAAUGUGAUGUGUCGCCUAUUUUGGACUAUCCUGCUCCAAGCAUUUCACCAAGAGCUAAUAGCAGUAGCAAAAGUCUUGGGACUUCAAUGCUGAGUGCUUCAAAGAAGGAUCUUGGAGAUAAAUUAGAUACCCCAGACUUAUCCUUCACAAAGCCUUCAAACAGUAUUUGUUUGAAUUCUCUAACAAAUCAAAGAAACAAAAGCUGUUUCACUUCAACUGAACAUUUGGCGGCUAGUCUUCAGCGGGGACUUGAAAUUAUUAGUACUCAUCGACAAAGUACAUCUUUGAGGCGCUCCUCGGUCAGAUUUUCUUGCAAAGCUGCUGAUAUUAGUGCAAUCAUACCAGUUGCUAAAGUAGAUGUUGGAGUUCAAACUGUUACAAAAGAUCAUGAAUCAUUUGAAGGAGGUUCAAUGUUUUUGUGUAGUAAAUGUAAGGCAAGAAAUUCGCUGCAAGAGCUUAAAGAUGCAGAUGAUGGCUCAAAUUUGCAGUUGGUACCUGUUAAUGGAUUACAGUUGGUAUCUGAAACUGAAUCCCAUUCCUGUGAAAACUUCCAGAUUCAAGUACCUAAAGCAGUAGAAAAGGUCUUGGCUGGAGCUAUACGGAGAGAGAUGGCACUUGAAGAUAUAUUUUCCAAGCAAACUUCUGAAAUCACACAACUCAACCGUUUGAUCCAGCAAUACAAACAUGAACGAGAAUGCAAUGCUGUAAUUAGCCAAACACGUGAAGAUAAGAUCAUUCGCCUUGAGAGUUACAUGGAUGGUAUUUUACCGAAGGAGGAGUUCAUGGAGGAUGAGUUGUUGGCACUGAUUCAUGAGAAUAAGCUUCUGAAGGCAAAGUAUGAGAAUCAUCCUGAGGUUUUAAGUGAGAGACUUGCACUAAGAAGAGUUCAAGAAGAGCUGGAGCGGUAUCAUAACUUCUUUGACUUAGGUGAGAGGGAUGUUUUACUGGAGGAGAUUCAGGAUUUGAGGAGCCAGCUACAGUUUUAUCUGGACUUUUCACCAAAGUCAUCCAGGAAAGAAGAUUCUCUUCUACAAUUAACAUAUCCAUGUGAGCCCAGUGUGCCUCCAACUUUAUCAACAAUUCCAGAGUCCAAUGAGGAGAGUUCUGAACAGAGUUUUGAAAGGGAGAGAAUACAAUGGACUGAAACAGAGAGUAAGUGGAUUUCUCUGGUAGAAGAGUUGAGGUUAGACCUACAAGCUAGCCGCACCUUGUCUGAAAAACGAAAACAAGAACUAGAUUUGGAAAAGAAAUGCUCAGAAGAGCUGAAAGAAGCAAUGCAGAGGGCAAUGCAGGGCCAUGCACGAAUGAUUGAACAGUAUGCUGAACUAGAAGAGAGACAUAUUCAACUGCUUGCAAGGCAUAGGAAGGUCCAAGUUGGUAUAGAGGAUGUUAAAAAAGCAGCCACAAAAGCAGGAGUUAGAGGUGCUGAAUCUAAAUUCAUAAAUGCUCUUGCUGCAGAAAUUUCAGCUCUGAGAGUGGAGAGGGAAAAGGAAAGGCACUAUUAUAGGGAUGAAAAUAACGAACUUCAGAACCAACUUAGGGAUACUGCUGAAGCGGUACAAGCAGCUGGGGAAUUGCUUGCACGGCUUAAAGAAGCAGAAGAAGAUAUUGCAGCUGCAGAGAAACGAGCCAUUCAUGCGGAGCAAGAAGCUAAUCAGGCUUAUAAACAGAUUGAUAAAUUGAAGAAAAAACACGAGGAGGAGAUCAACAGUUUGAACCAUUUACGAGAAGAACCCCAUCUACCUAAAGAUACAUCAGAAACUGCAUAUGAUAAUACUGAAACAGGUGAUGAUCGGUGGAAAGAAGAAUUCGCGCCAUUCUACAGCACCAAAGAGGAGGACCUACCAAAAUUUGGAGAGCCCUCUUCUUGGUUCUCAGGGUAUGACAGGUGCAAUGUAUAGAUUGUGAAAAAUUGUCAUAGAUUGUUGUUUGUAUGUAUUGAUAAUAGUGUCAUCAAAUAUAGUUUGGAAAGCUGUUUCAUUUUCUUCAAAUUAAUGAUAGUUAAACAAAUUGUGAAAAUAACAACUUGAAUCUAUCAAGUUCUUGUAUCCAUUUAUACUCAUUUCUUCAGAGAUUUGAAGUCAAUUCCAAACAAUUUGUUCUGAUUGUA
Messenger RNA from Solanum dulcamara, 4249 nucleotides. Its product is annotated as kinesin-like protein KIN-12B. The record is from RefSeq and is a predicted model, not a curated record. Gene Ontology annotation, molecular function: ATP binding; microtubule motor activity; microtubule binding. The transcript is spliced from 16 exons. NCBI's taxonomy places the organism in Eukaryota, Viridiplantae, Streptophyta, Magnoliopsida, Solanales, Solanaceae. Gene Ontology annotation, biological process: microtubule-based movement. The coding region runs from base 117 to 4040 and encodes 1307 amino acids.